Nylanderia fulva is the source of this 5006-nucleotide messenger RNA. NCBI's taxonomy places the organism in Eukaryota, Metazoa, Arthropoda, Insecta, Hymenoptera, Formicidae. The record is from RefSeq and is a predicted model, not a curated record.
UCGCCACUCACUCUUUCGGUCCUUUGCGACGAGGUUCUCCCGUUUGUGCCGGAGGGAUACAUCGUCGUCUCGAUCAACCCCCUCGUCUCCAAGAACUCUCCCCCUACCGCCGUAGCCCCAUACAUCGCGAUCCGAUUCGAUUAAUCGAUCGAGAGAGAACUCCCGCGCGAUGGACUCGCGGCGUCUCGAUAGACUUGAAGUUCGUCUCUAACCGCGGCUCUAUCGCGUUCAGUUUCGCUUCCCUUACGGAAGGACGCGUCUCUUGAAAUGCGCGAGCUCUCGCGAAGUGGCGGCUAGCGAUCCGUCUGAGAGAGAAAUCUUGGAGUAUAUUCGCGAGAAUAUACGCGCGAUAAGUUCUACGGAAAGAAGUUCCGCGGAGAGAUUUUCGAAAGAGUUCCUCUCCGUAAAAUACGGCUUCGGGAACGACGACGUGGGGGGGCGGAGGGUGGGGUCCGAGGUGAGGCAAGGCAAGGGACGACGGAAACGGGCAUGGGUCUGACGGAUACCAGUUUCGAGCUACUCUUGACCCUGUGGCGAGUCUUCGUCGUGGGAGUCCUGCCGUGGACUGCCGAGGAGCCGCGCGGUCAGUGUCGCGGUGUCUCGCCGAGCUGCAACAUUCACGGCGACACCGUCGCCCAUACCCGAAGGAUGUCGUCGACGGUGUUGAAGAAUAUCGCGAAGGGCGACGUCGGCGGCGGCGACGGCAGGGAGACCUGGUCGGGAAAGCUCGACUUUCUGCUCUCGGUUAUCGGUUUCGCCGUCGAUCUCGCUAAUGUGUGGCGAUUCCCGUACCUUUGCUACAAGAACGGCGGUGGUAAGUAUGCGCGCAUUUUGGUCCCCUAUUGCAUAAUGUUGGUGGUUGGCGGUAUUCCUCUGUUUUACAUGGAACUUGCUCUCGGUCAGUUUAAUAGAAAAGGUGCUAUCACGUGUUGGGGUCGACUUGUGCCGCUUUUCAAAGGUAUCGGUUACGCGGUCGUCCUGAUCGCGUUUUACGUUGACUUCUACUACAACGUCAUCAUCGCCUGGUCGCUCCGUUAUUUCUUCGCCUCGUUUUCCACGAUGUUGCCAUGGACCACGUGCGACAACCCCUGGAAUACGCCGCUGUGCCGCGAGUUCGACGCAAACGUCUCCUACACUUUCGAGGAUGGGCUAACCGGCGAGAUGAAUAUCGGAAAUGUCACCCGACUUCUGCUCGAUCAAGGAUCGGAAGCCGUCCUGGCGGAUAAUCAUACGAGCGCCGCGCAUGAAUACUUCAACCGCGCAAUCUUGGAGCUGCACCAAAGCGAGGGCUUACAUGAUCUUGGAGCCAUUAAGUGGGACAUCGCGCUAUGUUUGCUCGUAGUCUAUCUGGUCUGCUAUUUUUCUCUGUGGAAAGGCAUCUCGACUUCCGGCAAGGUAGUCUGGUUUACCGCUCUCUUCCCUUACGCAGUCUUGCUGAUUUUGUUGAUAAGGGGUGUCACUUUGCCGGGUAGCAUGGAAGGGAUCCGUUAUUAUCUCAGUCCAAAUUUUGCAGCUAUCACGAAAGCAGAGGUAUGGGUCGACGCCGCGACGCAGGUAUUUUUCUCUCUAGGACCCGGGUUCGGAGUGUUGCUGGCUUACGCGAGUUACAACAAGUAUCACAAUAAUGUUUACAAAGACGCCCUGUUGACGAGUCUGAUUAACAGCGCGACGUCCUUCGUCGCAGGAUUCGUAAUAUUCUCGGUGCUCGGUUACAUGGCACGCGCCAGCGGAAAAUCCAUUCAGGAUGUCGCCACGGAAGGACCCGGUUUGGUCUUCAUCGUCUAUCCGGCAGCCAUCGCAACUAUGCCCGGCUCGAUGUUUUGGGCGCUCAUCUUCUUCAUGAUGUUACUCACCCUCGGCUUGGACAGCUCGUUCGGAGGUUCGGAGGCGAUUAUAACGGCACUUAGCGACGAGUUUCCUGUAAUCGGCAAAAAUCGUGAGGUUUUCGUGGCAUGCUUGUUCACUCUAUACUUUCUGGUCGGACUCGCCUCUUGUUCGCAGGGCGGAUUUUACUUUUUCCACUUGUUGGAUCGAUACGCGGCCGGAUACUCGAUGCUGUUCGCCGUUUUGGCAGAAACCAUCGCGGUCAGCUGGAUCUAUGGAACGGACCGAUUUUGCGCAGACAUUAAAGACAUGAUCGGAUUCAGGCCUGGUCUCUACUGGCGCGUGUGCUGGAAAUUCGUAGCGCCACUCUUUCUGAUGUUUAUCAUCGUCUACGGUCUAAUGGGCUACGAACCAUUAACGUACGAGGAUUACGUAUAUCCGGUUUGGGCAAAUAUAUUGGGAUGGCUGAUCGCGUGCUCGUCCAUCAUCAUGAUUCCAGGUAUGGCGAUCUACAAAAUCAGCACCACACCCGGAUCUUUCGUUCAAAGGCUAAAGAUCCUGACGACGCCGUGGCGGGACACGCAGCAUCAGAGGAACGACCUGUCCUCGGUGGCGAACGGCGCGAUUCGUCGAAGUUUCUUGGCCGAGCAAGAUUUCGAGAUCACCAAGAAUCACGAACUGACCAAGGAACAGACGGAGGUAAUGAUUCAAUCUCGAGAGGGUGUCAAGGGGAACGAUCCGCCCCCCGAGCCGGUCUAGGACAGUGCGGUUGUGAUUUUGCACGGUGCCCGGUUCCAAGUAUACCUCUGCUAGAGGACGAUCGCCCGAGCAAGGUCCUACGACAACGAUAUAUAACAGUAUGAAAGCGAACAAAGACGAGGAAAAUCUUUUACACGGAUCGAGCACGACGCGUCUUGUUUUUCAUUUGAGGAAUACCGGCUUGAUUUUUCAAUGAUAUCCUCUUCGAGGGCGAACCGACGACUGUGUUUGCGCGUUUCGCGGAUUCCGCCGAUGAGAGAACGGAAGCAGAAGCCCCAUUUCGCGUAUUUUAAUUGUGAUGACAACUGUCGUGUAGAUAUAGAAUGUAUAAAAUCGAAAAGAUCUAUAUAGGGAAAGAGAACGGAUUUCUCACACACAAUAUAUACGUAAUCGUCAGCCUCGCUUUCCUUCGGUCGGGAUUCCCUGGCGAUAACCCACCCUUCAUUCUACCCUAUGUAAAUAUAAUCACGCGCAAUACGACGAUGAGAUUGAAGGUGCGAUGUCUGAACAAACAAGCAAUUGAUGUAUGCGCUUCUUCUAACGAACGGUGUUUGUCAAAACGGGAUUGCACCUAUACCUUACCUUAUACCUAUGUAACACCCUGGACGACAGCUUUAAAUCUAGGAGAACUGUUUACGCUAUUUAUCUAGUUUAGCGUAGUCUCUCGAUCACACGUCGAUUUGCUGGCGACGUGACAACUAAUGGAUUCACUUUCAAACAACUAACGAUAACUACUAUAUCUUGAAGGCACAAGCUCCCUUUUCCUAGUCGUUUCGCGAUUUGAAACGAAUUUGUUUCGUUCAAAUAAAACCGAUUUUUUUUCUCGGAUCAAUGAGAAUUAUAUAAUCGCAUAAAAUAUUCACUUCGCGUAUAUAAAGAUGUUACAUAGAACAGAAAUUAUAUUAUAACGCUAUAAGAUAUUUUAAGAGGAAAAGAUUACACGACCUCGAUUAAUCGAUCGUUGUUAAGCGAUUCCUUUCCUAGAUCGCGUCGCUGUCUAUAUAAUAGAAAAGGAAAGGAAUCGAGUUAAUUAAUGCGAUUAAUGUUAAUCGACGUCGGUGCUUUAGCGAGUUAGGAAUUUACAUUUUCGUUUGACCAAUCAAACGCUCGUACGUCAGGCUUACAAAGCCUGGGCGAUAAAUGCUGUGUGGACUAUACGCAAAUUAUAAUCAUCGGUAAGAUGUUAAGCAAUCUAUUAAGUCUUAUUGCCGGUGUAAAUACGCUUCAUCGAUAUUCCGCUCAGUCCUCAAAUCCUAAUCAAAUAAUAUAACGAUUCAUUUUUUUUACAUAAAUAUUAUUUUUCAUCGCGCUUAAAUUCGCUGCAAUUUUCUAGUCACGAUAUCACACAUACAUAUAUAUAUAUAUAUAUAUCUGAUUGUUAUAUAUAUAUAUUCAUUGAAAAUUCAGAAAUAUAUUUGACGACACUUUCUCUCUAAUGACUAGAAAAUUGAGCUAAGCAUUUUAACACGACUUUAUCUAAUUUAUAUUAAUAAUUCACUUCUUAUGACGCAUCUAUUUGUCGAAUGUAAAAAAAUACGUGAAUUUUAUAUUGUGAAUUACGUAUGUCAAUCACGUAAUCCGGCAUAAACAUUCGCAAUAUUGCCGUAUUUCACGCGCACUUAAGAUUAAAUGCGGCCUGAUUCUCUCAAUUUUAGAUAUUAAACUUUGAGAUCGCAUUCAGUGCGCAACUAGAGUCAAACACAGCUACAUUUAUUUUAUGCGCGUUUAAAACUUCUCAAUUCAAACUUUCGAUGGACGAAUCUGUAUUCUGUGUCCUAUUUUCAAUCAUCUCUCAAUUUUUUUAAUCGUCUCAACUUUUACUACUAUCACGUAUUAAUUUUCCUAUUUAACAUAUCGCCAUCGAAUAAUCUUUUGAUCUUUUGAUUAAAUGCAAAAGAUCAAACGUGUACGCUGCGAAUACGGGUCGACUCGUGUGGAUAAACGCAUCGUGGAUUUCGUAAAAGGAACGACCGGAGAAUCAGAGUAGGAAUCUCUAGUAGUUUGACAGACCGUAGUUUAAUAUUUAACGAGUAUUCAAAACCCUAACGUGUGCUCUACUUGUCUAUCUACUUCCACACUACUGUUAUGUGUCAUCGUGCGGUAAAAUCGAGGACGACAAAUCGUUUUCCUAAUUCUCACACAUAAUGUCACAUAGCGCGUGAUGCGGAAUUCUGUGCUAUGAUUACGACAGAACCGUUCGUCAUUAUCCAGCACAUUAACUGACACAGAAUUGACCAAUAUAGCGUAGAUAUUCGAUGCAUAUUCUGAGAUGGAAAUAUCCCCGAUUCGAACAUUUCUGAAUGUCUGAUUGAGCAUUUAUUUUGUUUUAUUCAGAAAAAUCUGGUAAAUUGCUUCAAUAUACAGCUUGAGAGCUGAAGAAAAUAUAUACAAUAACUAUUUUUUUCUCAAAUUAUAAUAUCGAU